CUCUGUCGGAUUUGCUGGGAAAAUGACCAACAACGUAGGAAGCCAUGUCACAUUCUAUCAAGUCACCGAUCCGAGUGACAAUGCAUUACACCCAAAUCCAGGAACUUUGAGAUAUGGAGCUACCAUGAUCAAGGGGAAAAAAUGGAUCACUUUCCAGAGGGACAUGCGAAUUAAACUUGACAAACCACUGCUCAUUAGUAGCUUCACUGCCAUUGAUGGAAGAGGCGCUAAUAUUCACAUUGCCGGGAAUGCAUGCUUGACGGUCUUUAAGGCAAGCAACAUAAUCAUCCACGGCCUUCGAAUCCACCACUGUCGAUCCCAACCACCAAGCUCGGUUAUGGGUCCUGAUGGAAAGCCAUUUCCAGUAGGCCAAGUUGAUGGAGAUGCAGUCAGGUUAAUUACUGCAUCCAAGGUUUGGAUAGACCACAAUACUUUUUAUGAGUGCGAGGACGGUCUUCUUGACGUUACUCGUGGAUCGACCGAUAUCACCAUCUCCAACAAUUGGUUCAGAGACCAGGACAAGGUAAUGCUCCUUGGCCACGAUGAUGGGUACGUUCGGGACAAGAACAUGAGAGUCACACUCGUGUACAAUCAUUUUGGACCCAACUGCAACCAAAGAAUGCCAAGGAUUCGAUACGGAUAUGCACAUGUGGUGAACAAUUUGUACAGAAAAUGGUCACAGUAUGCAAUCGGAGGAAGCAUGAAUCCUAGCGUUAAGAGUGAAGCCAACCUCUUCAUUGCUCCAAAACGAGGAAACAAGGAGGUCACUUGGAGGAAGGUCAGUAACAGUAUUGGAAGCAAAAGCUCGUGGAAAUUUCGUUCUGUAGGAGAUAUUUUUGAAAAUGAGGCUUCUUUCCUCCAAACAAGCCUGCCUGUGGCUGGAGUAAUGCCACAAUAUAAAAGGAUACAAAGUUUCCUGGUGGCUCAUGCCAAAGCCGUCCGGUCAUUGACAAGGUCAUCGGGUGCACUAAAAUGCACAAAAACAUCCAGAUGCUAA
Malus domestica (apple) is the source of this 997-nucleotide messenger RNA. Its product is annotated as probable pectate lyase 4. NCBI's taxonomy places the organism in Eukaryota, Viridiplantae, Streptophyta, Magnoliopsida, Rosales, Rosaceae. Gene Ontology annotation, molecular function: pectate lyase activity. The record is from RefSeq and is a predicted model, not a curated record.